Molecule: messenger RNA, 1182 nt
Organism: Drosophila bipectinata
Lineage: Eukaryota; Metazoa; Arthropoda; Insecta; Diptera; Drosophilidae
Product: sideroflexin-1-3-like
Biological process (GO): monoatomic ion transport; serine import into mitochondrion
Cellular component (GO): mitochondrial inner membrane
Molecular function (GO): monoatomic ion transmembrane transporter activity
Source: RefSeq, a predicted model, not a curated record
CUCAUUUCUCUAUCAUAACUCUAGCUUCCAUGACACUUAAAAAUUACGUAUGUUUGGAAUCAAAUCUAAACUGUAGACUUUCUUCCGUCAAAUGGGUCUUCCUCGAGUUGAUAUCGACAAGCCAAAGUUCGACCAGUCGACCUACUGGGGAAGGUUCCAGCACUUUUUCCUGCUCUGCAACCCCCUGAACAUCCUAGCCACCGCUGAGGAGCUGGACAGGGCCCGGGACAUCGUGACCCGGUACAGGGACGGCAAGGAUGUGCCCGAAUGCAAGACCAUUGACGAUGUGUGGCAGGCCAAGUACCUGUACGACUCCGCCUUCCACCCGGACACGGGCGAGAAGCAAAUCAUCGUCGGGCGGAUGUCCUCGCAGAUGCCCGUGAACACCAUCAUCACUGGAUGCAUGUUGAUUUUCUACAAGAGUACCAAGGCGGUGGUCUUCUGGCAGUGGUUCAACCAGACCUUCAACGCCAUCGUGAACUUUUCCAACCGAUCGGGCGCCUCUUCGAUCAGCUACCCGCAGCUGGGCAUCUCCUACUGCCUCGCGACCGGAGGAGCUCUGGGCACGGCCCUGUCCAUGAACCGGGCGGUGAGGAACAUGAACCCGCUUCUCAGCCGACUGGUCCCGUUUGUGGCAGUGGCCGCCGGCAACGGCAUCAACAUCCCCGUAAUGCGAAGUCAGGAGCUGAUCGAGGGAGUGUCGUUGCUGGACGAGAAGAACAAGGAGCUGGGAAAGUCCAAGAAGGCGGCCGCCAUUGGCAUCUUCACCGUCGUGAUGAGUCGCGUGGCCAUGGCGGUGCCCACAAUGACUCUAACUCCGGUGCUGAUGAAUAGCCUGGAGCGCCGAGGUAUUCUGGCCAAAGACUCCAAGUUGUCUGCUCCACUCCAGGUGCUGAUCAUCGGCUCCAUCCUGAUCUUCUCGACCCCAGCUGGCUGUGCUCUGUUCCCGCAACGCUUCGGCAUUCCGGUGGAUAGCUUGGAGCCGGAGGUGCGGGACAGCAUCAAGAAGCAGCGCCCCGACUUGCCCACCGUUUGGUACAACAAGGGACUCUAGACUGCCUUUGUUUUCUAUAUGGAGUGGAGUGGAGUGGAGAGGCUUUCCCUGACGUUUACUCUCAAAAUCGCCUGUUAUUUCUACUCGGAUUUAAUACAUUUCCAUUUUGCCAUGAUCUGCCCCAACAA